This is a messenger RNA of Alosa sapidissima (American shad), 1067 nucleotides long. RefSeq names its product sulfotransferase 2B1-like. Gene Ontology annotation, molecular function: sulfotransferase activity. The record is from RefSeq and is a predicted model, not a curated record. The transcript has 6 exons. Lineage: Eukaryota; Metazoa; Chordata; Actinopteri; Clupeiformes; Clupeidae. Gene Ontology annotation, cellular component: cytoplasm. Gene Ontology annotation, biological process: sulfation. Bases 71 to 952 code for a protein of 293 amino acids.
ACAUAAUCCCUCCCUAUAAAGUACAUCAUAAGGCGUGUCGAUAGCUCAGAUUUUAACAGGUCUCAAGUAAAUGUAUCUGUGCAGCAUCAUGACUGAAGCGGAGUUGUACUCAGUCUACAAGGGGGUUUAUAUCCCCAAAGAUCUUCACCCACCUGAGUGUCUAAGGAACUAUGAGGAGUUCAACUUUCGGCAGGAUGAUAUUUUAAUUGUUACUUAUCCAAAAUCAGGCACGACUUGGAUGCAGGAGAUCGUCCCAUUGAUCCAGAGCGAGGGGGAUCUCACCCCGGUCCAGACCAUUCCAAACUGGGAGAGAGUGCCAUGGCUGGAGGCGCGGAGUGCGAGAAACCUUAAUCUGGAGGAGAGACCUUCUCCGCGCAUAUUUGCAACUCACCUCCAUUAUAAUAUGAUGCCAGAGUCCUUCUUCAAAGUCAAGCCAAAUGUCUUGUAUGUCCUGCGACACCCAAAGGAUGUCUUCACUUCAUCUUUCCACUAUCAUAAAAUGGCUUCAUUCCUGGUGAAUCCUGGAACAGUGGAUGAGUUCAUGGAAAAGUUCCUUACGGGAAAAGUAAUGUUUGGCUCCUGGUUUGACCAUGUAAAGGGAUGGACACAUGCCAAAGACCAAGAACAUAUUUUAUACGUAUUUUAUGAAGAAAUGAUAAUGGAUCUUAAGGAGUCUGUUCGUAAACUCUCCAGUUUUCUGGGGAAAUCUCUAAGCCAAGAAGUCAUUGCAAACAUAGCUGAUCACUGUGUGUUCAAAAACAUGAAAACAAACAAGAUGUCAAACUAUUCCUUGGUGUCAAGUAAGAUCUUUGACCAGAAAAAGUCAACAUUUCUGAGGAAAGGCACUUCUGGAGAUUGGAAGAACACACUGACUGAAGCCCAAUCAAAUCAUUUUGAUGCUGUUUAUGAAGAGAAAAUGAGAAAUGUCAAAUUCAAAUUCUUUUGGGAUUGAAUUAGUCAUACCCAUGGUAGGCUUCCCACAAUCCCUAUGAGGAUGUCAUUACUUUGAUGAUUUGUGGCAUAGGAGUUUUGAGGAGGUGUUUUGUGUUGUAUUGUCAGAAAUGCAA